Molecule: messenger RNA, 1920 nt
Organism: Salvia miltiorrhiza (redroot sage)
Lineage: Eukaryota; Viridiplantae; Streptophyta; Magnoliopsida; Lamiales; Lamiaceae
Product: putative tRNA pseudouridine synthase
Exons: 7
Coding region: 60-1574 (504 amino acids)
Biological process (GO): tRNA pseudouridine synthesis; mRNA pseudouridine synthesis
Cellular component (GO): nucleus
Molecular function (GO): pseudouridine synthase activity; RNA binding
Source: RefSeq, a predicted model, not a curated record
GUAAAUAACAAUGGCGUCUGCGAACUCAUACUCGUUUCAUCUCCACAGUUUCAGUAGCAAUGGCGGUUUCCUUACUACGAAUCCCCUUUUCUCCACUCUGGAUUACAUCGUUAUUAUCAAGAGGCUGCUCACGAAACUCAUACGAUUUCAAGCCCCUCAGAGUUACAUCUUUCAGCUCCGCCGCCGCCGACGCAGAAGUUGGGUCGUCGGAGACUGCCCCAAAAUGGGAAUCUAUUCGCAAAAAGAAAGUGGUAAUGCGCGUUGGCUACGUGGGAUCCGAUUACAGAGGAUUGCAAAUUCAGAGAAAUGAACCUGACGUAGCCACCAUUGAAGGUGAACUAGAAAAGGCUAUUUUUAAAGUUGGUGGAAUUAGAGAUAGCAACUUUGGGGAUUUUACCAAAAUUCGCUGGGCGAGAAGUAGCCGGACUGAUAAAGGGGUUCAUUCGCUGGCAACCAUGAUCGCUUUUAAAAUGGAGAUUCCAGAAUUUGCUUGGAACAAUGAUCCGAAUGGCAUUGUUCUUGCCAGAUACGUUAAUUCUCAUCUUCCUGAAAACAUAAGAGUUUUCAGCAUCUUACCUUCACAAAGGAGUUUUGAUGCCCGAAGGGAAUGCAACAUCCGCAAGUAUUCGUAUCUUCUUCCAGCUGAUGUUAUUGGAGUAAAAGAUAAUUCUACAGCUGGUGAAAUUGAUCAUCAUUUAUCAGAUUUUAAUGGUAUACUGAACGCUUUUGAGGGAGACCACCCGUUUCACAAUUAUACGGUUCGAUCUAAAUACAGAACUCGUUCUCCUCGUAGAGUCUCUGUAAAGACUUCUCCAUCAAAGAUGGCAAAGUUAUCAUCUGGCUCUGACUCGGAGGGAAGUGAUGAAGAAGAUAACAACGGAGCCGAUGAAUCCUCCAUUUCUGAGGAAAUGGAGCACGACUCUCCCCUCUCCGUCUCAGAAAGGAACACAGAUGGAGACGAGGACAGCUUGAAGGAACAGAAAAAUCUUGCUGUACCUGUACUUGCUCGGUGGUUAGACGAACCUGAUGAGAACGACAGGAUUGGAGCAUCACAUUUCAGAAAGAUUUUUCAGUGUUGCUGUGGCAAAUUGGAUGAGAUGUCCGGUGCUAAGUUCGUUGAAAUCUCCAUCUGUGGAGAGUCAUUCAUGCUUCAUCAGAUACGCAAAAUGGUAGGAACUGCUAUAGCUGUGAAACGUGAGUUAUUACCAAGAGACAUUCUGCAUUUAUCGUUAUCCAAGUUCUCGAGGAUCGUCUUGCCUCUUGCUCCAUCUGAAGGUCUGUUUCUAAGGAGCAAUAGUUUUGCUAUCCGAAACAGACCGGGGAAUCAAAAGAGGCCGGAGAUGAUGGCGUUGGUGGAAUCAGAGGAGAUCCUCAAAUCAGUGGAUGAUUUCUAUCGAUCAGUGAUGUUGCCUCAGAUGUGUAUGUUUUUAGACUCUUCAAACUCCCCUUGGAAAGAAUGGGUGCCGACUUUAGAUGCAAACACCGGUAUCCCCGAAUCCCAGCUAGACGACGUGAGGAUCGCUUGGAAGUCGUGGCGUGACAAGUUUCAGAGUCGAAAGAAGAUGGCGUCUUGAGGUAUGUUCCAAAUGUUUCUUGGAUUCGUUUUCAUCUAUCUAGUCCAAGACACUUAACUACAAUGCUAACAAAUUUGGCAAGUUCUAGUGGAUUAGUAGGUGAAUUAAUUAAUUAAUUCAGUUUAGUAGCAUCCUCUUGGAUUCUCAGAUGUGAUGAUUAUGGUGAACCUCUUCGCUCGGUUCCAUUUCUUCAUAGUAUCAAGUGAUAGUUGAUGAAAAAUAGUAUAGAUAGAUGAAAAGUAGUAUAUGUUGGAAAUCUAUUGUUUAUCGAAUACAGAUUGGAACUUUGGGAUAUUUCGAAGAUUUUGAUAUAGGUUUUAUAAUUUGAGUUAACUUGUUUGAUUCA